UCUUUGCUCAAACCCACAACAACAUUUCUGCACUGCUGUCUUCUUCAGCUGCACCACCGUCAUGCCAUCUCGACUCUACAGAAGUUCUCUCCCUACCAACCUCCUCUGGCUACUACUGGUAUUGCUCUCUCCUUUUCUUGUUCUUGUAACAGCAGCUUCACUAGGGUCCCAAGCGAGGGCUCUAUUACACUGGAAGUCCACCCUCCAAGGUGGGCAAUUGCUGGCAUCCUGGAACAUCGACUCUCGUCCUUGCAACUGGACUGGGGUUGCAUGCAGCGUCACACGUAAGGGCCGCUUGGUCAUCACCGACGUGCAUCUGCCAGAUAUGAGCUUAGCAGGGCCACUUGAUGCAUUUAAUUUUUCGUCGUUGGGAUCACUCGCCACUCUCAACCUCAGUUGCAACCGGCUCAAUGGAACUAUUCCCCCUGCCAUCGCCACCCUCUCGCAGCUGGCAACGCUUGAUCUCACUGGCAACCUGUUCGUGGGCAGAAUCCCGAUCGAGAUGGGCUCAAUGAAGGGGCUCCAAUUCUUAAGCCUGAGUCAAAAUCAAAUAAUGAGUUCGGUACCUCCAUCGUUGAGUAACCUUAGUGACCUUACGCACUUGGAUCUGCGACAAAAUAAGCUUAGGGGUGCCAUCCCUGGGGAGCUGGGGAGACUCGAGAAGUUAAGAUUUUUGGAACUUGGGGACAACCAACUAUCUGGCUCCAUUCCUCCCGGUUUAGGGAACCUGACAAGACUGUAUCACUUGGCUCUUUAUGAAAACCAGUUAACUGGAUCCAUCCCUCGACAAUUAGGAGAUUUAAGAGACUUGGUUUACUUUUCACUCUCUAAUAAUAGUCUAACUGGUACCCUUCUUUCUACCUUGGGAAACCUAACCAAGUUACAGUAUUUAUUCUCGUGGAGAAAUCAUCUUUCGGGUUUCAUCCCUUUUGAAAUUGGAAAUCUAAUUGAUGUUUUCAAUCUUGACCUCUCGAGCAAUAUGUUAACAGGUUCUAUCCCUUUCUCUUUGGGAAAUAUGAGCAAGUUGAAUAUCCUUCAUCUUUUUGACAAUGAGUUAUCGGGCUCUAUUCCUCCUCAGAUUGGAAAUCUAAUUGAUGUUUUCAAUCUUGACCUCUCGAGCAAUAUGUUAACAGGUUCUAUCCCUUUCUCUUUGGGAAAUAUGUGCAAGUUGAAUAUCCUUCAUCUUUAUGAGAAUAAAUUGUCAGACCCGAUACCUCCAUCUCUCGGUAACUUGAGGAAACUCACCGACCUUCGCUUAUUCACAAAUAGACUAUCUGGAGCGUUACCUUCGGAGAUGAACAACAUCAUAGGUUUGACAUCGCUUCAAUUGUCAAACAACAACUUCUCCGGUUAUUUGCCUCCAGACAUAUGCAAAGGAGGAGCCCUAUCAUACCUCGCAGUGAGCAACAACAGUUUCCAAGGUCCUAUCCCCAUGACCUUAAAGAAUUGUACGGGAUUAAGCAGGCUAUACCUUCAUCAUAACCAAUUCACAGGAGAUAUAUCUCACAAUUUAGGAGUCUAUCCGCAUCUUUGGUAUGUAGAUCUCAGCUUCAAUAGAUUGUCUGGUACACUCUCACCCGACUGGGGAAGUUGGCACAACCUGACAUGCCUAAAAAUCUCAAAUAACAACAUCACUGGAGUGAUACGGCCAGAGCUUGGGCACUUGUCGAACCUACAAAAACUGGACCUUUCCUCGAACCACCUGCAAGGAGAGAUCCCAAAGAGCUUGGGAAACCUGGCUCAUCUUUAUAACCUGAGCCUGAGCAACAAUCGACUUGUUGGAGAGGUACCAAUGGAGUUGGGAAGGAUGUCAAAUCUUCAACUUCUUGAUUUGUCGAGAAACGGAUUGACAGGAAGGAUACCGUAUCAAAUCGGCACUUGCAUGAAACUCCAACUUCUGAAGCUGAACAACAACAAUCUCAGUGGAAGCAUCCCUUUGGAGAUCGGCAAUCUGGUGCACCUUCAAGAAGCGCUCGACCUCGGCCACAACUCACUGACAGGGGAGAUACCGUCGCAACUCGGCAAGUUGUCGAUGUUGCAGCAUUUGAAUCUGUCGCACAAUGGCUUCACCGGUGGCCUUCCAUCAUCUUUGAAGGACAUGGUUAGCUUGUCCGUCAUAGAUGUAUCACACAACGAAUUGGAGGGGCCUGUGCCUGAUAGCCCGUUUUUCCGUAAAGCUCCACUGGAGUGGUUCCUCCACAACAAAGGCUUGUGCGGGGUCGUCAAAGGCUUGCCUCCAUGUGUUUCAUCCGCUACGAGAAGAAAUGAUGAAAGCAAGCACCACAAAGUAGUCGUUAUCUUAGCUAUCACUGCUUCCAUGGUCUUCAUUCUUCUAUCACUCAUGAUCGUUGGAGCUGCCUUGCAAUUCCGAAAGAGGAAGAAACAGUCGCUACCUGUUCAAGAUAACGGCAACAGAGAAGGUGCAUUCUGCAUACUGAGUUUUGACGGAAGAUACGCGUACAAGGACAUCAUUGAAGCCACAGAAGAUUUCAAGGACAAAUACUGUAUCGGAACUGGUGCUUGUGGCAGUGUUUAUAGAGCCGAAUUAACUAGCGGCAAGGUGCUAGCAGUGAAGAAAAUUCACCUACAGGAGAUCGAGGAUACAUCGAAUGAGAUACCCUUUCAAAACGAAAUACAAACACUCACUCGAAUUCGGCAUCGGAACAUCGUCAAGCUCUACGGAUUCUGCUCCUCUACUCGGCACAAGUUUCUGGUGUACGAGUAUAUGGAGAGAGGAAGUCUGGGAUCCAUCCUCAGAAGCGAAGCUGCAGCAGCUGAACUGGACUGGGUGAAGAGGGUGGAUGUUGUCAAGGAUGUGGCUCGUGCUCUCUCCUACAUGCAUCAUGAUUGCGACCAACCCAUCGUUCAUCGGGAUAUAACCAGCAACAAUAUUCUGCUCGAUUCAGAAUUCAAGGCUUGUGUUUCUGACUUCGGCAUCGCUCGACUCCUGCAGCCGGAUUCAUCGAAUUGGAGCAUGAUUGCUGGCACGCAUGGUUACUUAGCACCUGAGCUUGCUUACAGAAUGAGAGUGACCACCCAAUGCGAUGUGUACAGUUUCGGAGUGGUCACGCUUGAGUUGCUGAUGGGAACUUAUCCGGGAGAGUUCAUCUCUGUUCUUCCUUCUUCCGCCGCCCAAAGCAGCUCUGUGAAAACUAUAUUAGACCAGCGCGUACCGCUUCCUACUGCCGAAGCUGCGGAUGAAGUGGUUGCAGUGUUAAGGUUGGCAAUUCGCUGCGUGGACGACAACCCAGAAACCCGGCCAACGAUGAAGCACAUCUUCUACAAGUUGUCGACACCGAAGACGCACCCAAACCUCCCAUCUCUUGAUUCCUUGAAGCUUUCAGACUUGAGGAAUGGUGAAAGAUGAUCGAUCCAGUGGACUUCUCUUCCAUCGGUUGCGUCUCAUACUGACUGAUGUCUUAAACGUUUGAUCUUUCUCGUCAUGGUUAUGUAGUCGAGCAUCAUUUUGCUUCACUGUUUUAUCCAUUACAUUUGAUGUUGUAAUAGAUUUAGCUUCGUCGAUGUAAAAACCCCGACCCAGGAAAAUUGGAGAUGCUACAACCUUGCAAUCCUAUAGGUUUUCAUGUACCAAUGUAAUGCCUCAAUCGAAAUAAAUAAUUUUCACAGAAUAAUUAUCACGUAAUUCAA
Molecule: messenger RNA, 3648 nt
Organism: Musa acuminata AAA Group (dessert banana)
Lineage: Eukaryota; Viridiplantae; Streptophyta; Magnoliopsida; Zingiberales; Musaceae
Product: probable leucine-rich repeat receptor-like protein kinase At1g35710
Exons: 2
Coding region: 62-3367 (1101 amino acids)
Biological process (GO): protein phosphorylation
Molecular function (GO): ATP binding; protein binding; protein kinase activity
Source: RefSeq, a predicted model, not a curated record